Molecule: messenger RNA, 3003 nt
Organism: Leptopilina heterotoma
Lineage: Eukaryota; Metazoa; Arthropoda; Insecta; Hymenoptera; Figitidae
Exons: 4
Coding region: 256-2907 (883 amino acids)
Source: RefSeq, a predicted model, not a curated record
AUGAUUGACACUAAAUAAUUAUGUUUUUCAAUCUUUUGUUUUGAGUCGACACGAAACUAAAUCUAAUUUAUUAAUUUAGUUUCGGGUCGACACGAAACUAAACUCAGUUUGUUAAUUUUGUUUCGUGUCGACUUGAAACAAAAGUCACUUUGUUAAUUUAGUUUCGUGUCAACUCAAACACUAAAACGAAACUAAACUUUCGAGACGGUCCCUGUGCAACUAUUGAAAGAAAGUAUAUUCACAAGAAAAUGAAAAAUGCAUUCUCAAAGUACAUUUUCAACAGCGCUUACUUUGAUUUUUCUAUCGAUGGCUGGCCAAAUUUCAAUUUAUGGAGAAAACAAUGUAGAAGAAACGGAAAUCAAAUCACUCACGUUUAAAAAUGAUAUCUGCUCCCUUUAUGAUAACUCUAAAGUAAUUGAUUCUAUGCUUUUUGAAAGAAAGUACAAGCCGUUGGUAGUGAUUAUAGCAGAUAAGAUUAGUGAUGGUAUAAACAGAGUUGUAAAUUUAAACGGAAGCAAAAGAAUAUUAAAUGAUUAUAGAAUCAAGAACUAUCCUUAUUACAGUCAAUUAUAUCAAACUAUAUUAGGAAAUAUUUAUUUACUACAAGCGAACGACACAUAUUAUUUUAUUUAUCCAGUAGACUUUCAAGACCAUUUAUUGACCAUAUAUUCACAAAAGAAGUUACUAAAGGACAAUUUAGGCAUAACCUUUGAUUUUGUUAAUGUAAAAAAAGAGUCUCCUUUCUAUGAAGAUAUUUUAAUUCCAUUGGAACCAAGCUGCACCAAUUGCCCUCUUGUAAAUUAUGUAAACGAAAAACUACAGAAGGGUGAAAGCUUCGCAGAAUUAUUCCAGUUACGUAAACAAUUAUUCAAAGAACAAAAAACAAAAAACUUAUCUUUUAAUGCAUUCGAUAAUGACAACAUUUGUGGUUCGAUAGGAUUCAACUUAAAUUCUCAAAGCGCGAAUUCUUAUAUGCAUUUUAACUCAUUACUCAAUCAAAUUCAAAACAAUAGUAAGAGUAUAGAAAAAAGUAAAAAAAGAAGUACUGCAGGAAGAAGCUUAAUGUGCUUUCUGUCUAGAAAUUUGGAAGUGACAGAAUAUCUGUUUUUGAGAUAUUUUAGCGAUGUUAAAGAUGUUAUGGUCAGCAUUGAUUAUUUGAAUUGGAUCAAUAACACUAUAUCUUUAUUGACAAGCAAUGAUAAUUCAUUUGGCGGUAUUUGUGAUAAUGAACACAAAAUAGGCAUAUUUAAAUUAUUUUGUUUUAUGAAAGGAAUAUCAGAUGUUACAUCUCACAAAAUAAUAUCAUGGAUAGCAGGUCUAAAACAUCUUGUUGCAAAAACAUUGAUAAGCCAACUGCCUUGGUUUAACAGCUUAAUAUAUUUGUAUAAAAAUGAAUAUUCUUUAAAAAACGAUUACAUUUUUUCCUCACUUGAUGAUCUUAAACGGAAAAUGCUACUUUUAAGAGACAAUUGCAGAAAUGUAAUGAAUAUUACCUAUAAUAUUGUUAAGGAUUCUCUGAGUGUAAAAACUAAUUACAAUCCUGACCUUAUGUACUUUUCAACCUGCAAAAUUUACAAACAUUGGAAAACAAUUGAUGAUCUACUUCUUGAGAUGGAAUUCAAUAGAUUAGUGAUAAUCAUAGCAGAUGAUAUGAGAACGGGGAUAAGUACUGUUGAGCAAAUAAGAGCUAGAAGAGUAGAGCCAAAAGUAAGGCGAGAAGAUCUUCAUUAUUCUGAACAGUUUUUGUACGAUUUCAUAAUGAAACAUAUUUAUUUGGUUAAAUCUAAUGAUACUUAUUAUUACGUCUACCCAACGACUACCAUCAGACAAGAAAACCCAUUGAUUGGCUAUUUCGAAUACAAAAUGAUUAAAGAUUAUUCAAAUGUUGUAUUUUAUUUUAUAAACUCUAGGAAUUAUUUUUCUCGUAAUGAAUCAAGUUGUAUUAAUUAUUAUGAUUCGGUUAUUCCUGCGCUACUCGAUUAUCGUGACAUUUCCUCAGGAAACAUACAGACGCGCUUUAUAAAUCCCUCACAUUUAAUUAAAGUUCAUCAAGAUUUUUUUAUCCGCUUUCCAGAAUAUUUUCCUAUAUAUGCGUCCGUUUACAAUGAUUUUACAGAAUUUGUGAAUAAUUACGAUCAACAUUAUAGAAGCCAUGGUAACAUUACAUACUUUCAGGAAUUUCAAGACUUUUUAAAACAACAAAAAAUUUCUUUUUACCUAAAUGAUUUAUUUACUGAUGUGCCGUGCUUAUCAUUUUGGGAAUUAAAUAACAGAAUCGAUAUUGAUUUCAGUAUGUCCAAAUAUGUCGAUGUUUUUAAAUUUUAUAAUUUGCUAUCUUCUGUUCAUAGAAAUUUAACCUCAAUAAAUAACGGAGACAAUACUAAUUUAUAUUUUCUUUGUAAUAAUAAGAAUGUUUUUAAAUUUCUUAAAUUCUUUUGUUUUUUAAAGAUAAAUUAUAUUGAAGACAUGCUAAAAGUUAUUAAUCAGAAUUCUUUAAAAGUUUACCAUAUGAAAAGUAUUGUUGUAAAAGAGAAAAAUGUUAGUAUCAAAUAUUUGUUAAAAUCGAUGGGUUGGAUAGAGAAAUUACUAUCAAUGGAUUAUAUUGAUUAUAAGUAUAAUGGAACUCGAAUGAUUAAAGAAUCAGACGCUCUUUACUCGGUAAUACCAAAAAUUACUGUAAAUGGUACUGAUUUGUAUAACAAAAUCUAUUACAUUUUUAAAAACAAUACAAUUUUUUUGCAAUGUCAGGAAUUAGGUUUUGCUGUUUCUGAAGAAAUCACCCCAAAUGUAGAUAAUGCGUCAACAGAAAACUAUUUAGUUUUAAGUGAAAAUAAAACUUCUCCUAAAUUUCAAGAAACAGAUCUUAUUAAAGAGCAAAGAAAAAAAUUGUGUCUUGUACCCAGUUAACAUGUAAGCUUGCAAGAAACCUGCAUUGUACAUUUUCUGUAAGUUGCAAAAUGUAAUGUAAUAAUAAUGAAUAAUAAAUAUAAUUUUAUAUCGUUA